Molecule: messenger RNA, 1242 nt
Organism: Penicillium taxi
Lineage: Eukaryota; Fungi; Ascomycota; Eurotiomycetes; Eurotiales; Aspergillaceae
Product: agmatinase
Exons: 2
Coding region: 1-1242 (413 amino acids)
Molecular function (GO): agmatinase activity; metal ion binding
Source: RefSeq, a predicted model, not a curated record
AUGUCUCUCUUUAAGUCCCUAGUGAGUGUAUUGGCGUUGGCCGGUACUGCCGUGUCUUGCGCCCACCAUGGAGAUGCCGAGGUUGUGCCGGAGCAUGAGCGUGAGGAAUUGCUGAAGAAAUGGGAUCAGGAAUGGUCUUUCUCCGGCAUUGCUAGCUUCGCCCACUUGAAGCCUGUCAAGUGUCUGGUCGAACCUUCCGAGCACUACGACAUCGCAGUGAUUGGCGCUCCUUUUGAUACAGCCGUCAGCUACAGACCAGGAGCCCGAUUCGGCCCUCGCGCUAUCCGCGCCGCCAGCGCACGCCAAAUGGCUGGUACCAGCUACAACACGCGCGCAGGAAUCAACCCGUACCAGUCAUGGGCGAAGAUCACCGACUGCGGCGACAUCCCCAUCACACCUUUCGACAAUGGACUCGCAGAGCGACAGAUGUACGAAGCAUUCCUGGAGCUGGGAUCGCGUAAGCCAGUACACCAAGAGCCCAAUGGCAAGAACAACAUUGGAUCGGGACACCCGAAGCUCGUGACUCUGGGUGGGGACCACAGUAUUGCGCUGCCGGCGCUGCGGGCACUCUACCAAAUCUACCAGAAGCCCAUUACCGUGCUGCACUUCGACGCGCACCUGGAUACUUGGAAUCCAGUUCGCUACUCGGCGUACUGGCAGUCUGAGCAGACGCAAUUCAACCACGGCAGUUUCUUCCACAAGGCUAGUCGGGAGGGACUGAUCUGCAAUUUGACCUCUGCGCAUGCCGGUCUGCGAACUCGUCUUACGGGUGUUGAUGCUGGUGAUUACACCAACCCUGGACCGGAGCAGGGCUUUAUCCGCAUCCAUGCGGAUGAUAUCGAUGAGCUUGGUCCUAUGGGUGUCGUUGAGACGAUCAUCCAGCGCAUCGGUCUCGAUCCCGAACAGCCCGUGUAUCUGUCUGUUGAUAUUGAUGUUUUGGACCCUUCCACUGCUCCUGGAACUGGUACCCCUGAGCCUGGUGGUUGGACAACGCGCGAGUUCAUCCGUAUUCUGCGUGGGUUGGAGAAGUUGAAUCUUGUUGGUGCUGACAUUGUUGAAGUUUCCCCUGCUUAUGAUAACAAGGGUGAGACUACUGCUCUUGCUGCCGCACAGGUUGCCUUUGAGAUUAUUACCAGCAUGGUCAAGUCUGGUGCUGAUGAGGAUCUGGGUGGUUGGUAUGGAUGGAAGGAUGCGGUUGAGGGUGAAGCGAACGUCGAGGAGGUCUCCAAGGAUGAACUGUAA